Messenger RNA from Owenia fusiformis, 1237 nucleotides. NCBI's taxonomy places the organism in Eukaryota, Metazoa, Annelida, Polychaeta, Sabellida, Oweniidae. The record is from the annotation of a GenBank genome assembly.
AUGGAUGACACUACAACAUAUGACAAUCUUACAGGCAAUGAACGUCAAGUUAGUCCGCUACCAUUCUGGUUGACCUCAAUACACGUGAUCGUUGAAGUUGUUCUCAUUAUAUUCAUAGCGUUUGGGAAUAUGCUUAUCAUCCGUUCGUUCUUCAAGUUUUCUAAACUUCAAACAACUACAAACGUUUUUAUCGUCGCACUAGCGAUUGGAGACUUUGUAGUUGGAGCUUUUGGCAUACCGUUUGGACUAGUGGCUUCGCACAUUGCAAAUUAUAUGGGCGAAGCAGGAUAUGCAAUUUCUGACAAUAAAAUAUGUUGUCAGGUACGAACUAUUUUGCUGGUUGUGCCAUUAGGGUCGUCUGUGUUCAGCCUUUGCGCAGUUAGCAUAGAUCGACACAUAGCGGUGACUAAACCCCUCCGAUAUCAUGCUAUCAUGACGCACACGAAAGCAGUGUUGAUCUGCGUGUGUAUUGUAGUCUAUAUGUUUGGUUUGACCAUUCUCGGUCUGACAGCUUUUUACGUCUGGAACACAACAACUGCGUGCCGUCUAAACAACACAGCCAGUUCUUCUUAUAACACGGUCAUCAAAUUGCAUAUCGGCAUUCUGUACGGUAUAGCAUGCGCAUUGUACAUCCACAUUGGCAUAAUAGCCGUGCAGCAAAGAAAGAAAGUUUGCGCUAUAGACCCAAUGGCUGAGAUGCAAUUUAAGAAAGACAACAAGAUAACCAAGAUGAUGAUGUUCGUGCUAGGGGUCUUUCUUCUCACCUGGUCACCCUACAUCAUUUUCGGAUCUAUCACGAGCAAUCCCGAGCCCGUGUGGCUGACUAGCGCCAACUAUUUUGCGAUUGAGAUCGCCUACGCAAACAGUAUGAUGAAUCCUUUGAUCUAUGCCUCCAGGAACAAGGCAUUCAACACAGCUUUCAGGGAAUUGCUGGGGCUUCGUCCGAAGUUUGACAAAGAGGGAACUGAAAUAUCAUACGACAAAGAUAACGGCAGUUCAACCUAAUAUGAGUCGUCAAGAAAGCAACGUUUAAGGAUAUACUAUACUGCGUACUUUUUAAUAAUUUUACCAAAUAUUAACGCGUACUCCAUGCAGUCCACGUUCCAUACAUUGGCUGAUUGGCAAAAAAUGAACACCUGCAAAAUCAUUUGAAACUGUCAGGAGUAAAGAAAAUAAUUAAGCAAUUUCUAAAUACCACACCAUUCAGAAAUAUCUACAAUUUAAGAUAUAAUUGUCA